Molecule: messenger RNA, 1508 nt
Organism: Chaetomium strumarium
Lineage: Eukaryota; Fungi; Ascomycota; Sordariomycetes; Sordariales; Chaetomiaceae
Product: endoplasmic reticulum vesicle transporter-domain-containing protein
Exons: 3
Coding region: 309-1508 (399 amino acids)
Biological process (GO): retrograde vesicle-mediated transport, Golgi to endoplasmic reticulum; endoplasmic reticulum to Golgi vesicle-mediated transport
Cellular component (GO): membrane; endoplasmic reticulum; COPII-coated ER to Golgi transport vesicle
Source: RefSeq, a predicted model, not a curated record
CAAGCAUCUGAUGUGACGGUGUUGGUUGCUGAUGGUUUGGGUGACGUUGCUUUGGGACAGCUCUUCAAUUCGAUUCAAUUUUCCGCGCCUUGCCGCGUGGACUGGCAAUCAGCGAUGCGGAUGUGACUUGGCUUUCAAUUCUUGCUUUUUUACAAAGAGACCCGACGUUUCUCAAGUCCUUGCCCCGUGGAGGGCUUCCGGCUCAACCUAAUCUCCGGCGUUGGCCGGGAGAAGCAAUAGAGACAGCUACCCCGACGAAAGACAACGAAGCGCAAGUGACACCUCUGUGAGGUCGCGCAACCAUCGCCAUGAUGAAUGGCUACGAUGAGAAGCGCGAGCUCGACGAUGAUGCCUUCGGCGCAAAGGGCAGCAUCGUGAGCGCCUUUGACGCAUUCCGUACGACAAUCCCCGUCCCAAUACUCCCGACCCUUCCUUCUAUACCCGUCCCCAAAUCCAAACCGCAGUACGUCCAGCGCACAGCCGGCGGCGGCAAAUGGACCGUCGCCAUGGCGCUGGUCUCGCUCGUGCUCUUCUGGAGCGAGCUCGCGCGCUGGUGGCGCGGCGAGGAGCAGCACACCUUCGCCGUCGAGAAGGGCGUCUCGCACGUGCUCAACAUCAACCUCGACGUGGUCGUGCGCAUGCGCUGCGCCGACCUGCACGUCAACGUCCAGGACGCGGCGGGCGACCGCAUCCUGGCCGCCGAGAGGCUGCACCGGGACCCGACCCUCUGGCAGCACUGGGUCGACGGCAAGGGCAUGCACAAGCUCGGCCGGGAUGCCCAGGGCCGCGUCGUCACGGGGGAAGGGUACACGGGCGUCGGGGAGCACGACGAAGGGUUCGGGGAGGAGCACAUCCACGAUAUUGUCGCGCUCGGGAAGAAGAGGGCGAAGUGGAGCAGGACGCCCCGGUUAUGGGGCGCCGAGGCGGACAGUUGCCGGAUCUAUGGUACGCUGGAGCUGAAUAAGGUGCAGGGGGACUUCCAUAUCACGGCAAGGGGCCACGGGUACAGGGGAUUGGGGGAGCACUUGGAUCAUAAGGCAUUCAACUUCUCACACAUCAUAUCGGAGCUCUCCUUCGGGCCCUUCCUUCCGUCGCUCGUCAACCCGCUCGACCGGACCGUCAACGUCGCGUCGGCCCACUUCCACAAGUUCCAGUACUUCCUCUCGGUCGUGCCCACGACGUACAGCGUCGGCCACCCGGGCGAGAUGGGCUCGACCUCCAUCUUCACCAACCAGUACGCCGUCACCGAGCAGAGCCAGGCGGUGCCCGAGACCACGAUCCCGGGCGUCUUCGUCAAGUACGACAUCGAGCCGAUCCUGCUCAACAUUGUCGAGACCCGCGCCAGUCUCUUGAUGUUCCUGCUCAGGGUCAUCAACGUGGUGAGCGGCGUGCUCGUGGCGGGCCACUGGGGGUAUCGGUUGACCGACUGGGUGACUGAGGCGCUGGGGCGGAGGAGGAGAGGGCAUAGCGAGGGCAUGUUGGGUGUGAAAGGGCAUUUUGAUGAAUGA